AUCAGCCUGGAUGCACUUUCGGGGCCCUUCUACACAGCCAUAUAACCCAGAAUAUCAAGGCAGAAAAUCCCACAAUAUCUGCUCUAAAUUGGGUUAGCUCGGUCCACACUGCCACAUAUUCCAGUUCAAAGCAGAAAAUAUGGGAUUUUAUUAAGCUGUGUGGAAGGAGCCUUAGUGUUUGAUGUGGGAUGCUAAAUUUCAGAAAUGGGACUCACAUAGUGUUAAAUCAAUCUUACAUGAUAUACUGAAAAAUUUUGCUCUGAAUUUAGAGUGAAGACGUGUUUGCAGUGAUAGCACUCUCAGUGCUAGGUAGCAUUUUAUGUACUUCUCAGUCUAGUUCACAUUGGUGUUCCUCUCUGAAAGCCCCAGUUUUAAUUGUGGGUUCUUUAUUUUGUUUUUUUCCUUCCUCUUCUGUGAUUAUAUAUCUCUACUGAGUUCUGAAACUCAUGCAGACUUAAGAUCUGAAUGAGAACUAUGAUUCCUGCCUACUCACUAAGCCUGUUGUGGGUUUUAACUACAUUCUUUACUGUUACCCUUGAAGACCAAGGAGAUAGCUGUAAUCCCCCACCUAGGUUAGACUUUGCUGAACUCGCUGAUGAAUAUAAAGAGAAGAAUUCCUUUCCAAUCGGCUCAACUGUGAAAUACACCUGCCGUCCAGGUUACACUAGAAGUAAACUAAAGAUCUCUCGAAAAUGCCUUCAGAACCAGGAAUGGUCAGAACUUGAGGAAUUUUGCAGAAAAAAAUCAUGUGAACAUCCCGGAGAACCAAAAUAUGGCAGGCUGCAUGUAACAGGAGAUUUCCUUUUGGGUGCCACUGUAAAGUAUAGCUGUGAUGAAGGAUACAGGUUAAUUGGCCAUUCUUCCAGAAGAUGCAUAAUUUUUGACAAAAAAGUAGAGUGGACACAUGCCAUUCCCUUUUGUGAGCGUAUUCCAUGCUUCCCUCCACCAGAUGUUCCUUAUAGCAAGCGUAGUGGUGGAUACAUGGAUAAUUUUUUUGUUGGGUCAGUUGUGACUUACACCUGUGACAAAGGCUACCCCCUUGUUGGAAAUGCCUCUAUCUAUUGUAUUACUGAAGAUGGGUUAAAUGGAGUUUGGAGUGGCCGUGCUUAUUGUGGAGUGGUGCAGUGCCAGCCACCCCCAAAUAUCCAAAAUGGAUUUCACAGCAAGCAGGAAGGUGAAGUGUUUCCCCCUGAAAUGUCUGUGACUUAUACAUGCCAUCCAGGCUACAUACUUUUUGGACAAGAAACUAUUUAUUGCACAGCAUCAGGCACAUGGUCUUCCCCUGCCCCUCACUGCAAAGCUGUAGAAAGGAUGCUCACCACAGUCUCAAAGAAUGCAGACAGCAGGAUGAUGGAGAAAGAAACCAAGGAAGAAAGUGAGAGGGAUUUAGUUCCAGGGCUACCAAGAGACACAGGAGAUAGCUGUAAUCCCCCACCUAGGUUAGAUUAUGCUGAACUGACCGAUGAAUAUAAAGAGAAGAAUUAUUUUCCCAUCGGCUCAACUGUGAAAUACACCUGCCGUCCUGGCUAUGCUAGAAGUAAACUAAAGAUCUCUCGAACAUGCCUUCAGAACCAGGAAUGGUCAGAACUUGAGGAAUUUUGCAAAAAAAAAUCAUGUGGACAUCCAGGAGAACCGGACCAUGGCCGACUGCAUGUAUCAGGAGAUUUUCUUUUUGGGGCAGCUAUACACUAUACCUGUGAUGAAGGAUACAGGCUCAUUGGUCAUUCUUCCAGAAGUUGUGUAAUUAUUGACAAAAAAGUAGAGUGGACCCACGCUGUUGUCUUUUGUGAGCGUAUUCCAUGCUUCCCUCCACCAGAUGUUCCUUACAGCAAGCGUAGUGGUGGAUACAUGGAUAAUUUUUUUGUUGGGUCAGUUGUGACUUACACCUGUGACAAAGGCUACCCCCUUGUUGGAAAUGCCUCUAUCUACUGUACUACUGAGGAUGGGUUGAACGGAGUGUGGAGUGGCCGUGCCUAUUGCGGAGAGACUCACUGUCCACCUCCUCAUGUAGAGAAUGGAAGAAUAGUCACUGGCAAAUCUAACAUCUAUACUUAUAGCCAAAGGGUCACAGUUGAUUGCAAUGUUGGUUACAAUAUAUCUGGCUCAAGAGAGAUUCAUUGCCAAGUGGACGGCACAUGGGAUCCAGCUAUACCUACUUGUAAACAGGUGGUGCAGUGCCAGCCACCCCCAAAUAUCCAAAAUGGAUUUCACAGCAAGCAGGAAGGUGUCGUGUUUCCCCAUGAAGUGUCUGUGACUUAUACAUGCCAUCCAGGCUACAUUCUUCUUGGACAGGAUACUAUUUAUUGCACCGGAUCAGGCACAUGGUCUUCCCCUGUCCCGCACUGCAAAUGUACAUUUCUUGACCAGACCGUGGAAAGGAUGCUCACCACAGUGUCAAAGAAUGCAGAUAGUAAGAAGGUGGAGAAAGAAACAAAGGAAGAAAGAGACAGAGAUGUAGUGCCAGGGCCACCAAGAGAAACAGGAGGCAGCUGUGGUCCUGCAUUAAAGCUUGACUUUGCUGAGGUUGCAGAGAACUUUAGAGAAAACAGGUCCUUUCCUAUUGGCUCUACAGUGAAAUAUAUCUGUCGUCCAGGGUACUAUAGGCACCAUGGGCGGAAUGCCUCUCUUACAUGCAUUCAAAAUCAAGAGUGGUCAGAAAUUCAGGAAUUCUGUAUACGAAAGUCAUGUGGAAAUCCUGGUGAACCUGAAAAUGGCAGGCUGCUUGUAUCAGGAGAUUUUCUUUUUGGUUCUACUAUAAAUUACACCUGUGAUGAAGGGUUCAAACUGAUUGGUGAAUCUUCCAGACAGUGUGAGGUAUCAGGCCGAAAAGUAGCAUGGACUGGUGGCAUUCCUCUUUGUCAGAGUAUUUCAUGUUUGCCACCACCAGAUAUUCUCCAUGGCACGCACAAUGGCAGAAAUUUAGACAACUUUGUCUAUGGGAUAGCUGUAACAUAUACCUGUGACGAAGGUUAUCCCCUUGUUGGAAACUCCCCCAUCUACUGCACUACUAAGGAUGGGUUAAAUGGAGUGUGGAGUGGCCAUGCAUAUUGUGGAGUGAUUAGCUGCCUCUCUCCACAAGUUGAGAACGGAAGAAUGGAGAACAGCCCUUCUGACACCUAUAGAUAUAAUCAAAAAGUAACCUUUGUCUGCAGUGCUGGCCACAGAUUAACUGGCUCUAGAGAAAUCUACUGCCAAGUGGAUGGAACAUGGGACCCUCCCUUCCCUCGCUGUGAACGAGUCAUUGAGUGUAAAAUGCCAGAAAUUCAGAAUGGAAGAGCAACAGUAUCCCAAGUACUAGUCCAGCCUACAGGGGAAAUUACAUUUGAAUGUAACCCUGGCUACCUCCUGAAAGGCAACCGGACAAUUGCAUGCAAAUCUGACAGCAUGUGGGAUUCUCCUGUGCCAGUCUGUGUCAAAGAAGUUCAAUGCCAGCUACCUCCACAUGUUAAAAAUGGAAAUCACAAUAAGCAGGAAGUAGCUAUCUUUACCAGUGGAAUAUUUGUGGAAUACACAUGUAACCCUGGCUAUAAUCUUACAGGAGAUAAAACUAUUUAUUGCACAGAUUCUGGCACAUGGUCUUCGCCUACCCCUCUCUGUACAGGAUGCCUUGCACCUCCACAGAUUGCCAAUGGCAGAAUUGACACUGAAAUUCUAGGCAAUGAUUUCCCUUUUGACUCAUUGGUAACUUACCAUUGUGAUCCUGGCUACUUUCUCAAUGAAUCAGCAACAAUACACUGCCUAUCUUCUGGAACAUGGGAUCAGCCAGCCCCUCAGUGCAAAAGCAAACAAGUCAGUAGCUGUGUGAGUCCAGGAAUUCAGCAUGGAAAAAUAAUGAGAUCUAAAGUGGAAGAGAAAUCCACAGAAACGGUUAGAAUUGAAUGUAAUCCUGGAUAUAUCCUCAAAGGCAACCAUACAAUCCAGUGCACAUCUGACAGAAUAUGGGACCCUCCUGUGCCCAUAUGUAUCAAGGAAGUCCAGUGUCAGAAACCUCCACAUGUCCAUAAUGGAAUUCAUAGCAAGCAAGAAGUAGCAAUCUUUACCAGUGGGAUAUCUGUGGAAUAUACAUGUGAUCCUGGUUACAAUAUUACUGGAGAAACAAUUAUUUAUUGUACAGAAUCCGGCACAUGGUCUUCCCCCACUCCUUGCUGUAAAGAGGUACAAUGUCCCCUCCCCCAAGAUGUGGAAAAUGGGAUUCGCAAUAACCAAGAAACUUCAGUGUUCACCCGUGGAAUGUUUGUGAAAUAUUCAUGUGAACCUCCCUAUACUCUUAUUGGAGAGGCAACCAUUUAUUGCACAAAUUCUGGCACGUGGAGUCCUGCUGCCCCUUGUUGUAGACUGGUAGAGUGUUCCUUACCUCCAAAUAUCCAGCAUGGGAAAUACAAUGCCUUGGAAUCAACAAAAUACACCAGUGGACAAUUUGUCAAAUAUACCUGUGAACCUGGUUUUGUACUAAAAGGAGAGGCAAUGAUAUAUUGCACAGCUUCCGGAGAGUGGAGUCUUGCUGUACCAUAUUGUGAAGAAAUUCGAUGUCAGCAACCCCCAGAUAUCCAAAAGGGCACUUACAACAGCCUGGAAGUAGAAGCAUUUAGUAGUGGGAUGUCUGUGAGCUACACUUGUGAGGCUGGCUACACGCUCACAGGAGAGGCAACUAUAUAUUGCACCAACUCUGGUUCAUGGAGCCCACCUGCCCCUCGUUGUGAAGUGCUGCAGUGUGCCCCUCCUCCAUCUAUUCCAAAUGGUAACCAUAAUGGUAAUGGCUCAACUAGUUUUGAUGUUGGAGGAUAUAUGAAUUACACUUGUCAUCAAGGUUACUUGCUACGUGGGGAAGACUUCAUUUAUUGUACAGCGUCUGGAGCAUGGAGUCAACCCCUGCCUCGAUGUGAAGCUAUGCAUUGUCCUCUGCCGCCAAGAGUUGUCCAUGGGGAGUACAUUGGAAAAAACUUCAAAUAUGGGAAGUCUGUAGUAUAUAUUUGUGAUGCAGGCUAUUCCCUUGUUGGAGAUCAUGUGGUUACCUGUGUUUUAGAAGGCGCAAACUCUGUGAAUUGGACUGAACCUCCAAAGUGCAAAGGAUGCCUUGCACCUCUAGGGGUUGACAAUGGAAAACAUCGCAAUGAUUCUGGAAUCCUGAAAGAUUUUCCUUAUGGCUCCUCAGUGACUUACUACUGUGAUCCAGGCUAUUUUCUUACUGGAGCAGCAACAAUGUACUGCCUGUCUUCUGGAAUAUGGGAUAAACCCGUCCCUCAGUGUAAAGAUAGACAAUCUUACUAUGUUCCUGCUGCCAUAGGAUUUGGAUCUCUAGUUGGUGUCCUGCUUUUGGUGAUUUCUGCAGCUUUAUGGAUUAUGGUUUCAAAACGGAAAAAAGUCAAAUAUGUUCCUGGAAAAAAUAAAAUAUAUAUAGGUCCAGAGAGUCAUGUUCAAGAACAGUCAAGUAUACCCCUUUGAAUGAAGAAUAAAAGGCUGCUUUUUAUAUCAACAGGUGGACAUUAUUUUCCAGCAAUCCUCUAUUUUGUUUUACAUUGAAAGCAAACCUUUAUUAGAAACAAACAGCUUGCUAUACUCUUCAUUUUCCAAAAAAAGGACCAGUCUGGUCUAUAUAUACGAGUACAACUAAAUCAACCAGUUCAUUCUCCAGUCUUGAAGCAACAAGUUACAAGGAAUGCAAUUCAAUAUAACUACCGUAAUAGUUUUUGUGGGCAACAAGCAAUACUGCAGAAGUAACAAGGAAGAACAAUGAGUAAUGCUGUCUUCUUACUUUUUCUAGCCAUUUGGAUAGGAAAUGUUUUUAAGUUUUGAUUACCAAAUGGACCUUAAACCUUAAUUAAAAUAACACUAACAAAAACUAAUGCAAAAGUAGCAUGAAAAGUGGCAAAGUGAGUCCUCAUAAUCACAGCACAAUGCUUUCAAAAGAAGAAACGUUUUUACUUGUUUUGAUGGAUUUUUAACUGUAAUUUUUUAGUGCUGUUUGCAUUUAAUUCUAUUGUAAUGCUUGCAUUUUUGUAUAUUUUAAAUUGUAUACUAAAGCUUUUAUGUCAAGCCACUUUGAGUUCCCUUUGAGGAGAUAAAGCGGGGUAUAAAUAAAUAUAAAUACUGUAUAAUAAUAAUGAUAAUAAUAAUGAUUAUGAUGAUAGCAGCUCAGAGAAAAUCUUCAUUCAUAUGAAUAGUUUUUCCUAUGGACUCUAACUGAUGUGUUUAAGCAACAAUAAAUAUCAGACUAUAAAAGAGGGCUUUUAUGUUCCAACCCAGAUGUAUUUAAUGGACUUUCUGUGAUGAGAGACUGCAAAUACAAAAGAGCAGGGAAUUAUUCUCUUGUCAGCUUCUACUGAUAUUUUGUUUCAAAAUCUUAUUUUAGUAAGUUUUAAAUAUUACUCUGGGAUUAGAUAUUACCUCAAUUAACUUAUAUUUCAAAACAAGCAAUGAGUAAUACUAUUUCAUCAGAGAUGUGUGGUUUUUGAAAUCAGGUGUUUUAAAAUCUGAUAUGUAUAAUAGGUAUCCAAGGGAGAGAAAUAUAAUGAUACAGUAUGUUUGGUGAAAUAUCUAUAGCUUUUAUACAAAAAAAAUUAAAAUGUUUUUAUUACUUUGCAA
Molecule: messenger RNA, 6582 nt
Organism: Anolis sagrei ordinatus
Lineage: Eukaryota; Metazoa; Chordata; Lepidosauria; Squamata; Anolidae
Source: RefSeq, a predicted model, not a curated record